CGCUGUGCUUUUAACAGAGCUCAUGAAUGAGAUCAACAUAGAGCUGAGUAAGCUUGGUAUUGUAGUAGGUCCUGAAUGUAUGAAUUAUUGGUCAGACUCCAGCAUUGUAAUUGCAUGGAUACACAGUCAGCAAUUGCUGAAAACCUAUGUUGCGAAUAGAGUAGCACAAAUUCACGACCAUACUAUUAAGGAGCAAUGGAGACAUGUAUCGACCACUUGCAACCCGGCAGAUUUGAUAUCGAGGGGCGUGCCCGUUGAAUCAUUGCAGCACAGUGAGCUCUGGUGGAAUGGUCCUCAGUGGCUUAAUAAGGAUGAGUGCACUUGGCCAAAAAGUUCCGUUGUCACUACAGACGUAACCGAAGUACGCACAGUAAAGUUAGUACUUACAGCAACUCACGAGGUAAAUAAUCCAAUACUUGAAAGGCAAUCCAGCUGGUUACUAUUAAUUCGAAUAACAGCCUGGAUUCUACGCUUUGCACACAAUACAAAAACGUCUGCCAAUCAUGAGAAGAUCAACGGACCACUGACUUUUAAAGAACUACAGGCAGCACAACUCGUAUGGUUCCGUAUUGCUCAGCCAGCUGAUUUUCCUCGUGAACUGCAUGAUCUUCAAAAAACACGCCAAGUUGCUCGUAAAAGUUGUCUACGGACAUUAAACCCGUUUAUUGACGUAGAUGGACUUAUUCAUGUAGGAGAUCGUAUGACAGCUACGUCAUUGUCAUAUACUAUCAAACAUCCAAUUGUCAUUCAUUCCCGCCACAAAAUCACUCGGUUAUUUUUUAAGUAUGAGCAUGAAAGACUUUUACAUGUAGGUCCUCAAGCUCUGCUCGCUCAGAUGCAUCGGUUCUGUUGGCCCAUUCGUGGUAAGGCGUUAGCUAAAACUAUUGUUCAUAAUUGCAUUACGUGUUAUCGAUUCUCGCCGAAAUUGCAAACACCACUGAUGGCUCCUUUGCCAAAGGAACGAGUUAAAAUUGAGCGACCAUUCUUCAGGAGUAGCGUUGAUUUCUGUGGCCCAGUACAUAUUAAAAGUGGGAUUAGACGUGUUAAGUCCAUUAAGUGUUACAUUGCAGUAUUCAUAUGUUUUGUAACAAGAGCAAUACACCUAGAACUAGUGACAGACAUGACAUCAAAUGCGUUCCUGGCAGCGUUAACGAGGUUCAUGUCCAGAAGAGGCACCUGUUCACAUAUUCAUAGCGACAACGGAACAAAUUUUGUUGGUGCCAACAAAGAACUCAGGAACUAUUUUCAAAACAGUAACGCAACUCGAGCAGUGAAUGACACUCUCGCCAAUCAUAGGGUACAGUGGCAUUUUAAUCCUCCAUCUGCUUCCCACUUUGGAGGACUGUGGGAAGCAGCGGUAAAGUCAGCAAAACAUCAUCUGCUGAAAGCAACCAAAGGCGCAUUGUUAACUUUUGAAGAGAUGAGCACAUUAUUGUGUCGUGUAGAGGCUAUCUUGAAUUCUCGACCAAUGACAUCAAUAUCCAGUAACCGAAGUAAUCUAGAAGUACUUACUCCUAGCCAUUUUCUCACAGGCGGACCAGCUAUCUUACCACAGGAGCUGGAUGUAUCAACAAUCCCAAUUAACAGGCUGCAAAGGUUUGAGCUAAUGAGAGCACAAAUUCAGACAUUCUGGAAAAUAUGGAGCCUGGAGUACACACCUCAGCUACAGAAAAGAGGACGUUGGGCAUCAAUUAGUCGUAAUUGGAAGUCAGUACGAAUAGUGGCAACUCAUCCAGGAAAGGACAAUGUAGUACGGGUAGUUACUGUGAAGCUAAGUACAGGCACAGAGUUGAAGAGACCAGUGGCAAAAUUAGCAUUGUUACCCACACCAGAUGAAUACAACGAAGAGGACAACAAUCACAUGAUAGGGUAACCAUGUUAUUCCAUUAUAAACCAAUGGUCACGAAUUGGCACCAUUCAUUAUAUUAUUUUAUUUAUUUAGUUCACAUAUUUUCAAUGUAUUCAAUUUAUUCACAUUUGUAUUGUAGUUAGUAUUUAGUCAAUUAAUUCAAGUGUAUACGUAAUUAAUUGUGCAAUUUGUAUUCAGAAAGAAUCUCACAAUUUUAGCUUAAAAGUUCCACCAACUUUCAAAGGGGGGAAAAUGUUGUGUUUAAUUGUCAUUUAUGUUAUCAUUUUCGUGCAAUGUAUAGCGGUGCGUUGCGUAUCCCCGGCGGUGAUAAGCCUCCGUGCGCGACCGGUCGGGUUAGGGUUACGUAAUCGUAUUGUUAUCGUCGUACGAAAAUGCCCGUUAUUUCCACGUUUUCAUAUUGUCGGUUAUGUUUUUGUAAAAGUAAAAGUCAUGUUCUCAGUGCCCAAGUUUCGUAAGUUUUCGUGUAUUUUUGGUUUAGUGUGGUGGCACUGAGACAUUUAUCUUCGUUGUGGUGUCCGGCAGCCAAAGCCUUCGUGGUAAAUGUCGUCGGCACCAAUUCGCGGUCUUCCUUUUUGCGUCGUGGUGUACACAUCACCUGAAGUGUCUUCGUGUUUCGUGUCAGCUGUCUGGUAAGUGGCGUUCUGCGCAAUUGUCAUUGCCUAUCAUUUAUAGUACCGUGUUCUAGGGUGGUCACUUGCCAACAGCCAGUUGUGAUUAACGUGGUUUUCAUUCGUAUUGUCUUCGUCUGCGCUGUAGACCUAUCUUCGUGGUGACUGUGCUUGGGUGGUCGCACGUACCAAUUCUGUGACUAAUUUUAUU
Messenger RNA from Sipha flava (yellow sugarcane aphid), 2689 nucleotides. RefSeq lists its product as uncharacterized. The record is from RefSeq and is a predicted model, not a curated record. Gene Ontology annotation, molecular function: nucleic acid binding. The coding region runs from base 23 to 1873 and encodes 616 amino acids. The transcript is spliced from 2 exons. Lineage: Eukaryota; Metazoa; Arthropoda; Insecta; Hemiptera; Aphididae. Gene Ontology annotation, biological process: DNA integration.